AUGUCCUUCAACAAGUCAUUCAAUAAGCUAGGAUCGGCCAAGGCGACAGCCUCCGUCUCUACUGCGAAAGGAGAUUCUGUAUCUGCCAACCCUACAAGAUCGGAAUCCGAAAGCGAUAGAGGACACAAGCAGCUGAUCAACAUCUUGGGUCAAUUUGAACCUCACCACGACAACAAGCAAUGGACCAGUAUAGAAGCUUCGACUGUCUCAGACCAAGAUCUCUUUGCAAAUGAUGAUGACAGUGAUGAUGAUGGCGAUGAAGAUGAUGAAGAGGAGGAGGGAGAUGUCAUAGAAAAUGAGAAACUACCUUUUAAAGAAGGACCCUCAAUCGCAGAAAAGGAUGAGCAAAGAAUAGAUAAGAAGCCCGAAUCAUCAAAGCUAGCUGCUGAAGUAGAACCACAGGUCAAUGUUUCUAAUGAGAAUGAAGAUUCUUCCGAGCCAGAUCAUUCUGCUAUCCCUUCUACGGCUAAGGAGGGCAUUGAAAACAUCACUAAAGGAGUAGAUAGUAUUCAAGUAAAGUCUGAAAACAAAAGCAAAAGUGAGAGACUAACUAAGCAAAAUUCAGCAAAAAAAACCUUGACAAAAUUUGACUUUCAAAGGUUUCUGAAACAGUUAAGAAGUAAAGAUUGUGAGCCUGUCUUGAAGUAUAUUAAAUCGUUCUUAACUCAAUUUCAAGCUAGAACAUGGUCUGUAGAUGAGCAGAUUAAAUUGGUCAAAGAAUUUCAACAGUUCAUUUUUGGAAAACUUAUUGAAUGCAAACCUUUUGACAACUUAUCAACUGAUGAGGAUGUGAACAACACUAUGGAAGGUCUUGAGAAAUUUAUUAUGAGUAGAAUAUACAAUGAUACUUUUCCUCCUCUGAUGGUGGAAAGAAAGUUAUCACCAUCUCAUAGAGAAGAUUUAUCGAGGGACAAAAUCUAUCAUAUUAAUUUAAAGAAGUACAGGUGGAUCCAGCCAAAACAUCUUGACAUCCACUUGAAGAUUGAUUCAGAAACCUCUUUCGUUAAACUUGCAGGAACCGAACUUUCCAAAGUUAAUGACUAUAAAUCCCCAAGAGAUAAAAUUAUAUGCAUUUUGAACUGUUGUAAAGUGAUCUUUGCUUUGAUUAGGCAACAACAGAAAAUCCACAAAGUGGAGGAGAAUGCUGAUAUUUUUGUCCCUUUGCUAGUUUUUGUCAUACUCAAAUGUAAGACUAGAAACCUCAUCAGCAACCUUUCUUUUAUCGAAAGAUUUAGAAACGAUAGGUUUCUUGUUGGAGAAUCUAGCUACUACGUCAGCUCCUUACAAAUUGCAGCUAACUUCAUAACAACUAUUGAGCAAUCUCUGCUGACUAUUUCUGCAGAGGAUUUUGCGGCUGAAAUCGAAAAUAAUGAGCGUAAACUUAAGGAAGAGUCUAUCAAGAGAAAACGAGAACAGAAGAUCUUGGAAGAAAAAAAGGCACAAGAAGAUGCUCAGAAACAAGGUUUGUUUUCACCAUUGACGGAGAUGAUUGCUGGAACGGGAAAAGGUGAGGACUUUGCUCCUUCUCAAGUACUGAAAAGUUCCGCGGGUAUCUUUCAGCAAUCUCUAAGUACUCUUUUCUCUUCACCCUCACGUGAAUCUUCGCCUGUUAGCUCUUCUGUGGACGAAUUGAAAACUGCAAAGAAGCAAUCGUUGGAAGAAAGCAAGAAAGAGGCAAGAAUAAAAAGUGAGAGAGAAACAACUUUAAAAAACCUUAAGCAAAUGUUCCCAGACAUGGACUCUGAGAUUUUAUUAGAUAUUGCCAUUGCUAAGAAUUCGAACAUUGGAGAUUGCAUAGAUGCCUGCUUGGAGUUGACUGAAUGA
Molecule: messenger RNA, 1824 nt
Organism: Komagataella phaffii GS115
Lineage: Eukaryota; Fungi; Ascomycota; Pichiomycetes; Pichiales; Pichiaceae
Product: Guanine nucleotide exchange factor
Exons: 1
Coding region: 1-1824 (607 amino acids)
Biological process (GO): vesicle-mediated transport
Cellular component (GO): cytosol; endocytic vesicle
Molecular function (GO): guanyl-nucleotide exchange factor activity; ubiquitin binding; small GTPase binding
Source: RefSeq, a predicted model, not a curated record